Molecule: messenger RNA, 4225 nt
Organism: Oryzias melastigma (Indian medaka)
Lineage: Eukaryota; Metazoa; Chordata; Actinopteri; Beloniformes; Adrianichthyidae
Product: complexin-2
Exons: 4
Coding region: 234-635 (133 amino acids)
Biological process (GO): synaptic vesicle exocytosis; regulation of neurotransmitter secretion; neurotransmitter transport
Cellular component (GO): terminal bouton; SNARE complex
Molecular function (GO): syntaxin binding
Source: RefSeq, a predicted model, not a curated record
GGAGGAGCACGCUGGAGGGGCUCCGCGCGCGCGGGGCUCCUCUGAAAACUCAUCCCGCCGCGCGCAAACUGUCACACGCACGACACGCUCCGAACACCUCUCUGCUCGGUUCCCUCUCACGCAGCUGCCGCUCGGGUCUGGAGGGAAGCAGCGACAGAUCAGCCAAAGAGGAAUUCUACUAUUGAAUGUGACAUUGACCUGCUGAGGGAGGACGGGAAUUAAAAGCCAUCAGCAUGAAUUUCGUUAUGAAACAAGCGUUGGGGGGGGCCACCAAAGACAUGGGGAAGAUGCUUGGUGGGGAAGAGGAGAAGGAUCCCGAUGCUCAGAAAAAAGAGGAAGAACGGCAAGAAGCACUGAGGCAACAGGAAGAGGAGAGGAAGGCCAAAUAUGCAAGAAUGGAGGCUGAGAGGGAAAAUAUCCGGCAGGGCAUCAGGGACAAGUAUGGCAUCAAGAAGAAGGAGGAGAAGGAAGCGGAGGCGGCAGCUGCAAUGGAGCAGGCCUCCGAGGGAAGCCUCACCCGCCCGAAAAAGGCUGUCCCCACCGGCUGCGGUGAUGAGGAGGAGGAAGAAAGCAUCGUGGAUACGGUCAUGAAAUUCAUCCCAGCUCCUCUCAUGGAUAUGUUUAAUAAAAAGUAAUAGUUGCUCAGCUGAAAUGUGGUUUAACUUCCUGCAGCGUCCUUCUAAUUAAUGCUGUUCCAGCCUGUCCUGCCCCACCCUGCAGCCACAUCUAUCUUCACCACUUUCAAACCCAUAGGUGUCUUCUGGGUAGCGUGCCGUUAUCUUAUCUUAAAGCUAAGAAGAUCGUGAUUCAAACUGUUAAGAGCACCACGAUAGAAACCAUUUUCCAGGGCUCAUCCAUCACCCACCCUUUUUGUUUGUAAAUAGCCUUGGUUGUACAAAAAAAGAGAGAACUAUAUCUAUGAGUGAAAUAUGAUAUAUAGCAAGAUGACCAAGAGUAUAAGCCAUAUUUUUCAAGAAAUUAUCCAAAUCAUAUCAAAAUUUGAUUGAGUUUUACUUUUAAGUUCUUGCUGAUAUUUGAUACAUACUGUGUAAAUAUAAACGAAAAGCAAUUUUUGGUUUUGAUUCAGCUCAUUCUGUCCCUCAUAAUUCACAGUGAAUGUAUAACUAUACGUUUCAAACAAACUGUGUAAACCAGAACCUGGAGGAAUUUGUUAGUGAUUAAAUGUUUUGUUGGUUUCUUUUUGGGGUUUUACUCUUUUGCAUGUCGUUAAUGGUUGUGAAGUGACGUUGACAGAUUUUCAAUCCGAAUACAUUGAUAUUUGAGGCAAUAACUGGAUCUCCAUUUUUAUUGAAACGACAUUCCGCCUGAGGUGUACAGCGUGUCCAGAAGGUUCUUCCAUGGAGAAAACCUCCGUAUGUUACGCAUCUCCUAAAGUCACAGGUUUUAAAACGUUAAGUCCAAUGGCAUAAUUUUUUUUUUUUGAGAUGUUGAAAAAAAAAAACCACAACGAUGUUGUGAACACACAUUCUAUGUGAACAGACAGUGACGAUAGUGCAAUAUAUUCUGAGAAAUAUGAAGUUGUCCUGUGCGCAUUGGUUUGACUGAUGGAAGUGGAACCUUAAAUCAGCAAUACCAGACAAUCUUCAUUCUUGUGUGUUAAAAUUUACUCUUUAUUGUGUUGGUAAUUGUUGAAAACACAAAUGGGUCCACGUGUUCUUUUCAAAGCAGACAGAACAUUUUAACUAAAGGAAAACUUGGGUUUCGUUCUCGUCACGUAAGAAUUUUCACUACGACUUUACUAACAUCACUAAUCCAAUCUUUGAAAUUUUUCUUUCUUAAAGUCAAAAACUGACAUGGCACAAAUGAGGAAUGUUGAAGACGAAAAAACAACAUAAACUUUAUUUACACUGAAUCUUGUCAAACAUUCCAGAUCUUUCUGACAUUCCACACCAGCGUCCGCUGGUUACUGACUCACUAGGCAGACGAUGACAGUGGGCCUCGGCUAUAGCUUCUCCAAUUUGGCUACACCUUUAACCGUUCAAUGACAAAGCUCUCUCUUCAACCGUUUCAAGUAAUUCCAACAGAAUCUGAAGCAUCAGAAUGAAUUGGUUUACACCAAAGAUGGGCAACUCCAGACCUCGAGGGCUCAAGUGUCUGCAAAAUUUCCAGAUAUAUAACCCCUACUUAUGACUGAUUACCUGGUUCAGGUGUGUCCAGCCAAUUAGAACAUGCCAGGUAUUUUGGAAAACAUGCAAGAAUGCGGCCCUCGAGGCCUGGAGUUGCCUAUCCCUGGUUUACAUUAAUUGUGUAAACACUUUACUACUGUAAAGUACUAAAAUGUACUGCUGUAAAGUGCUGCAUAUCAACAAAAUCUGCUGCAAUUACGUUAACGCUCUGGGGUUAAGGGGUUAAACCAACCACCAUUUGUGACAAUGCUAAUGCUAACAUUGUUUCGGUUGCCCCCGCAGGAUGGAUAAAGGACCGUUAAUGUGCUGUUAUUAGCAUCAAGUUAGCUCCUUUCGUGAUAGAACGUGUUAGCUGAUGUUUCUGCAACCCGUCCGCUCCAACCGACUAUCUGCCACUCGCACUGUUUUCGCUAGCUAAACACCGAUUUGGGACUGUUUUCCUCUGGAGUCCGUAGGAGAAAUUUAGCUAUCUCUGUGUUUGUGAGCUCUGUAAAACGCUAAUGCUGUUUAAAAAAAAAGGAUCAAAAAGUUGACUAUGUAAAGCACAUUUACUGGAUUUUAUGUAGUUUUAAUGUACUUGUAAACUGCCUUUGCUAGCCUCUGUGUUUGCAGAUAGUUAGCAACCAGUAGUUAUCCGAUGCAUCCAUUGUCAGAGUAGUUCUAUAAUCAAACCAAAGAAUAGGGCUGGUAUUAUUAGAUUUAGUCAAAUGGUUUUAUUCAUAUCACCUGCAUACUUUAUUUUAAAAUUCUCAGGUAUUCGAGCUUUAUGCUUUGGUUAGACGUUAACCAUUGUUCGCCUUUGCUGAGAGUAGAAUAGUGUUUUUAUUAACCUGAAUUUCUCAUUUUAGCAUCUUAUUCAACCAAUACUUGUUUUUUGAUUAGCCCUGGAAAAUUCUAGAAACAGAGAUUACUGCCCCUGAAAAGGACUCCAAGCAACACAGGCUGAAAGCUUCGUGCCUCACUGGGCUGACAGUGUUUGUGAUACAAUUGGUCACACCAAGGAUGUUUCAAAAUGCUUUUGGAAGACUUGUAGGGAUUUUUAAUUUGCCUACACCCUUUGUAGGGGCCAAACGUCUGUUAUGAUGGAGUUUUAAACUUCUAACAAAGUUUAUUCAACUUACUUUAAAUCUGUACUUAAUGAUGACUCAAAAAGUGAUUAAGAAAAUUUAAGGUAACUGUCGCCAUAACAACCUUUGAAACACUGAAUUUGUCAAUUUAAGUAUUUCGAAUCAUUGUCCAAACAUCUUUUUAAAAACAUAGACUCUACCAGUUCAGGAGUUUCCUGUCUCAACACAUUUUUCUGCAGCCCAGUGAGAUACCGCGGCUUCAAAUCACAAAUGUGUUCCAGUGGAGUCCUUUCAAACCUGUUCACUCUAAAAUCCAAUCAUGUUUACGUGGAAUCCACCCACUUUAACCAUUCGAGAUGCUUUCAUCAAAAUCAUGUAGAUGCUACUUGAUUGCAUCGCUAAUGGCUAUUAAACUACUGCCCAAACUUACUGCCCGAGUCACAAGUGUUCACUACUUUGUAGUCCAGUGCCAGAAAUGUCCUGCCAUCUUAUUUCCACUUACACGGCCAUGACCAAGUUUUAGAAAACAAACUGAAACAUGGCUUUGAAAAAAUAAAAAAAACUGAAGAAAUCUUUGAUGUGACUUGAAUGUAGCUGUCUGGUGUCUCUCUCUGUUCUGUACGUGUUAGGAUGCUUACUCUGGUGCACUGUAUUUCUUCUGUUGUCUGUAGUCAGUCCUGUUUUCUGUCCUCUGGUGGUUAAUACUUUUGAGAAAAAACAAACAAACAUGUUCAUUUGAUGCAUUUUUUUCUACGGCUAAAUCUCCUCAACUCCCGCCCCUUCUUCCCUCUUUCUAUCUCCUAUCUGUUGACGAAAAAUGUAUGCAUGCUUAUGGUGUGUGACGUAGGCAAGGUUGUUGAUAUAACCGUUUCGUGUCUUCUGUGUGUGUGUUUCAGAGUUCCACCUGUUAGCCUCACUGCAUGCCAUUUUAGACAAAUAUUUCAGUCUGUAACCUUCCUGCAAAAAUGGAAUCACCGCACACUGAGAAUAAAGUGAUUUCAUAUGAUUUUU